Messenger RNA from Osmia lignaria (orchard mason bee), 938 nucleotides. RefSeq names its product ferritin 1 heavy chain (gene Fer1HCH). NCBI's taxonomy places the organism in Eukaryota, Metazoa, Arthropoda, Insecta, Hymenoptera, Megachilidae. Gene Ontology annotation, cellular component: cytoplasm. Gene Ontology annotation, biological process: intracellular iron ion homeostasis; iron ion transport. Gene Ontology annotation, molecular function: ferric iron binding; ferrous iron binding. The record is from RefSeq and is a predicted model, not a curated record.
UUGGUCAAUUAUUAAAUGAUCGAUGGCCGUACAUCGCGUUUAGUUCACGCACGUUCUCUUAUCAAACUUUACAAUAAAGGCAUCCUUCUAUACCAGUGCGUAUAAAGGUUGCUUCCGAAACAGACAAAUAACAAGUAUAGUCGCGAUUUUGUAAAAUUAUAGCUUGACAAAAUAAUCAACCAUGAAGCUGAUUUACGUCUUUCUCGUCGCUUUCCUUUGCAUCAGCGGAUCAUUAGGAGAUGGACUUAAAUGUACACUGAAACCUGCUGAUGUACCAAAAGCAUGGUUGGACAUGGUUGAACCAUGUACAAAAAUUUUGGAAUCACAGGUCAAAACUGAAAUUGAAGCUGCUAUGACUUACCUCGCAAUGGGUGCCCAUUUUGCUCGUGAUUCAGUGAAUCGUCCUGGAUUCAGCAAAUUUUUCUUCGAGUCUGCCAAUGAAGAAAGAGAACAUGCAAUAAAAAUUAUUGAAUACUUAUUAAUGCGUGGUCAAUUAACAAACGAUGUUAGCAAACUUUUGAAAUUCCCAUUGUUGCCAUUGCGUGAAGACUGGACAAGUGGUCUUGAAGCUCUUACAGAAGCUCUUAAUUUAGAAGCCCGAGUUACUCGUAAUAUUCGUGAAAUCAUCAUCACAUGUGAAAAUCCGAAACCCAGCCAUUUCAAUGACUAUCAUCUGGUAGAUUACUUUACUGGAGAGUUUUUGGAUGAGCAAUACAAAGGUCAACGAGACCUUGCUGGAAAAGUUUCAACUUUGGGUAAAAUGAUGGCAACACACGGAGCAUUAGGAGAAUUCUUAUUUGAUAAGAAACUUUUGAACGCUGAAGUUUAGUUUGUAUUGUCAUCAAUAUUAUUUCAACAAAUUUAUAUGAAAUAAUGGCCAUAUUUAGGUUAAACAAUAUAGUUUAGUUUGGUUUAAUCUUAAGUGGAUAUAAAAAAAA